GGAGGUAUUUUAGCCGGGCAGAUACCCGCAGAUCAGCUACGAGCAAAUCUGUGCAGACCGACAGCCAAGCCAGCCGAGCCGCAAGCCGCUGAAGCAGUCGAGCGAGACAGCGAACCCGAGCCUAGCGAGGUGUGCUGGGUGCGAGGCGGUGUAUUUGUGCAACAUUAGAGACGAGUGAGCCGCGCCGAUAAAGAGACGCCAUGUCUGACAGGAAGGCAGUGAUCAAGAACGCUGACAUGUCUGAGGACAUGCAGCAGGAUGCCGUGGACUGUGCCACUCAAGCCAUGGAGAAAUAUAAUAUUGAGAAGGACAUUGCUGCUUACAUCAAGAAGGAGUUCGAUAAGAAGUACAACCCCACCUGGCACUGCAUUGUGGGUAGGAACUUCGGCAGCUAUGUGACGCACGAGACGAAGCACUUCAUUUACUUCUACCUGGGCCAGGUGGCCAUUCUGCUCUUCAAGUCGGGCUGAGCCUCGGCCGGCGCAGGAGAGCGGCACAAACCCUGGACUGCAAUGCACUGAUGGCGGACGCCACACCUCCCCACACACUUCAAAAAAAAAAAAAAUGCGACUACAAAACUGGCUGUGCGCGACUGCAUGGACUGUAUACAAUAUUUAAUGUGUAUAUGUUGCAUUAAAAAAAACUUACUUUUCUUUAGUUGCCUGGAAGAAAGUGAAGCAACAGGAAGAGAUUUUUGUUAAUGCUUUUUUAUUUUUGUUAUUGCACUGAAGUUGUAAAAAAAAAAAUAAUGCUUUAACGGUGGCCUUUAAGUGAAAAUAAAGAACUUAUACAGUUACAAGGAAUGUUAAGUCUACUUUACGUAGGGGAUAAAGGUUGUUGAUACUAAGGAAGGUGCAUUGUUAAAUGUUGUCAAAGGUUGUAUCAUUCCCGUCACUUAAUAUUCUUGCAUCUGUUUUCUGUGUUUUCGUGUUCUGGGAUUUUUUUUUGUGCUACACUUGCUUCCAUUCUAAAAGGAAUCUGGAGUCACAAAGCUUUCAUGAGUGGGGUGAGGUCCUGGUGCUCCUGUAGAGAGGGAUCUCCAAGUGCACACUAACCUGGAACUCAUUUCCUAAUGGAGCUCCUGGUGUUGAGCGGUGUAAACAUCUGCUGAAAUCCUGUCUGGCAGGGCCCGCACAUCCUCGUUGAACUAUAAUACAUGUGCUUGAUUAUCCUAAAAAUGUAGGUAAUUUUAUUACACUAGAACUUCCAUCUUGCAGAAAUAUGUGCUAGAACAAAUUUUUAAGUCUAAGAAACCUGUAAUGUGCAAAAUCGGUCAUGUUCACCUUCAGUGCUGGUUGAUGGAAGGAAGCAGACUUUGUUCAUUUUAGGACUAGAAGGUGGUAUUUGAGAAAGAUCUUCAGUUGAAUAAGGAGAAGCUGUAGCAGCUGUGAAGGAUAGCUGGAGUGUGUGCCUCCAUUAAUAAAAUGUGGAUCUAACCAGCAACAAUAGGAGUCUUCACCAGUACAGUACUAGGAGACAAACUCAAAAGUGCUGAAAGAGCAGCUGCCAUGGACGUCUAUAGAGCAGUUACGUGUUGUCAUCGCUUCGGUUUCUGUAUGUUUUCCCUUUUGAAACAAAUUACUGUGUGAUCCAUGCGUUUUUUUUAAAAUAAAAUACCUCUUGAGUUAUAAUGCUCCUGGGAAAGAUGUGUAUGUAUGUAAAAAUGUGCUCCAUAAGCUUUCAGCCAUGACCAUACUUAAAGACUCCUGUACAUCUUUUUGUCACAUUAAAAAAUCUGUGACCAACACGUCAUAAA
This is a messenger RNA of Lepisosteus oculatus (spotted gar), 1756 nucleotides long. Its product is annotated as dynein light chain 2, cytoplasmic. The record is from RefSeq and is a predicted model, not a curated record. Gene Ontology annotation, molecular function: dynein intermediate chain binding. Lineage: Eukaryota; Metazoa; Chordata; Actinopteri; Semionotiformes; Lepisosteidae. Gene Ontology annotation, biological process: microtubule-based process. Gene Ontology annotation, cellular component: cytoplasmic dynein complex.